GCGCGAGCAGGGGCGGCGAGCGUCGGCCUCGGGCCCGGGGCGGCCUGCGACCCGUCGUGAGCACCUGGGCGCCGCGAGAAGCCGCACUUCACACCGAGACAUGGCACAGAUCAGCCGGGAAACUCUGAAGGCGAAAAUAUCUGCCAUCCUCAAAGGAGCAGACCUCGAAACUCUCUCAGCCAAGAAAGUGCGGCAACAGCUCGAACAAGAGCUCGGGGUUGACCUUUCUGACCGGAAGAAGGAAAUAGACGCAAUUAUCAUGGCUGAUGUUGAGGACCAGGUUAACUCCCACUCAGAGGAGGAGGAGGUGUCCGAGGAGGAGACCAACAAGGGCAAGGAUGAGUCGGAGUCGGAGCCAGAGCCUGAUGACAAAGCAGGUGAUGAUGAUGACUACGAGCCUGGUGCGAAGAAGCCCAGGAAGCCCAAGGCCAGCCCCAAAAAGAGGCGCGCUUCUGAUGAUGACGACUCGGACGAAGAGUGGGGCAAGAGGAAGAGGCAGAGUCCAGCUAAGAAGGGAGGUGGAGGAGGUGGGCGCGGCAAGAAGUCUGCCUUCACAAAGUCUUUCAAAUUGUCUCCCGAACUCGCCGAUGUUGUUGGAGCUGAUGUAAUGCCCCGUCAUGAAGUAGUCAAGAAAUUGUGGGCUGUUAUCAAGGAGAGGGAACUGCAGGACCCUAAAAAUAAGCAAUAUGCUAUCUGUGAUGAUCAGCUCUUGAAAGUGUUCGGUGUAAAGCGCUUCCGUACAUUUGGCAUGAUGAAACACCUGAAGGAGCAUUUCCUCGAGGCAGCUUAAGAUUACUCCUCCUCCUAGGGACCUUUGUCAGCCUGCAAUGCCUAGCACACGUGGCAGUUGACCAUCCUGUAGCUGCCAGGCGUUUGGCCGUUCUCACAACCAGACCUGCUUAGUUGGAAACCCUCACAACUUAAGUUUUUUUAUUUAUUUAUUAAAUUUUUUUGAUUUCUCUGAAUAAUUUAUUGAUGUCUUUAUUUCAUUCGGCAUAAAACUGACCAGAAAUGAAGGUCAGUCAUGUGCUAAAAAUUAAGUGGAAAAAUUAUGAUGAUAUUCUUUCGUGUAACAGAGAAUUAUUUUUUUUCCCUUGUUUCCUUGUAAUCUCACUAGGGUUAGUGAGGAAGGUGUAUUGUUUACGUACUGUAUAUUCUGUGAAGAGGGUCUAACUCUUCUUCCUAAGCAUUGUUUGGUGUGUGCCUUUUGUAUCUUAUUGUCAUCAGUGGAAUAUGCAUUAGUGGAUGUGCUUGUAAAAAGAAAAAAAAAAUCUUUUUUUUACUUGGAUUUUUUUUUUUAUUACAGUUUAACGUCUUGUUCACAGAAUAGCGAUAUUCAUAUGGUCAAAUCUGCCUCCCCUCGUUUCCUUUCCUCUUUUUUAUUGUCUGAUGUGUUCAUUGUAAUGGAGAGUUAACUACACCUUAGCCAGCUCACUUCUUCAUAUAUAACAAAAACCAUUAAUCAUUACAUUCUUCUGUUUUGGACGAUAGCAUUGUAUAAUAAACGUAUUAUUAUGAUUUUUCUGUGGCUUAAAAGUAGAUAGGUCCUGCCUUUAGGUUUACUUAUCAUUAUUUAUCGGGUUGCUGCAUUCCAACUAUAAGAAUGCUUUGUGACUAAAAAAAAAAAAAAAAAUAAACUCUUGGAGUAUGUGUAGGUUUUUUGAGAGUUAUUUCGGAUUUUAUUAAUUUCAUUUAUAUAAUGUAAAAAGCCACAGAUAGUUUACAAAUAAAUAUUUAAAAAUUUGUCACAACAGUACAUCUUUUAAUAAAAUAUUUUGUAAAAAAAUAGGA
Penaeus vannamei (Pacific white shrimp) is the source of this 1791-nucleotide messenger RNA. The record is from RefSeq and is a predicted model, not a curated record. Lineage: Eukaryota; Metazoa; Arthropoda; Malacostraca; Decapoda; Penaeidae.